This is a messenger RNA of Helobdella robusta, 564 nucleotides long. RefSeq lists its product as hypothetical. The coding region runs from base 1 to 564 and encodes 187 amino acids. The transcript has 2 exons. The record is from RefSeq and is a predicted model, not a curated record. NCBI's taxonomy places the organism in Eukaryota, Metazoa, Annelida, Clitellata, Rhynchobdellida, Glossiphoniidae.
AUGUAUUGUCUCAAUUUGAACUAUGAUCCAAGUGAAUGGAGAUUAUUCAUAGAUUCAUCAAAGCUAAGCUUGAAAGCUGUAUUACUGCACAAUGGAAAUCAUUUUCCAUCAGUUCCUAUUGGCCAUGCAGCUCACAUGAAAGAAACUUACCUAAAUAUGAAAACUCUUCUUAACCCAAUCAAUUACAACGAACACAAAUGGAAAAUUUGUGGUGACCUAAAAGUAUUCCUAAAAAUACAUGAACUUGUGAAAGAUCCUGCAUUUGAUGAAGUUUUGAAGGGGCAAGAAAAAGAAACUUGGGAAUCUCUCAAGGGAGUGAUUUGUGGAAUUUUAGGCAACAGAAGAGAUGAUAACUACAUCCAAUUGGUAACAGUACUUCUGCAAAAAUGCCAUCAACUAAAAUGUAACAUGUCCUUAAAGAUUCAAUUCCUUCACUCACAUUUAGACUUCUUUCCCUUUUGUGGAGCUGUUAGUGAUGAACAUGGAGAAAGGUCCCACCAAGAUAUAUCUGUAACGGAAAAAAGAUAUCAGAUUCGUUGGAAUGAUGCUAUGCUUGCAGAUUAA